AUGUUGAAGUCGACUUACAAACCCUCCGCAAACCUCCCGCCGCCGCUUCCCCCGGGAUGGACCGAACACAAGGCACCGACCGGCCACACAUACUACUACAACAGCGAGACGAAAGAGUCGACCUACAAGCGGCCAGCAGCAGCAGCUGCCGCUGCUCCUGUACCUCCACCUCCGCCGCGAGCGGCGCCUGCCUCAGAUCCGCACCAGCAAUUCUUCCAGUACUCUUCCGUACCGAACCUCGCCGACCCGGCGACCGCCAACGCCUUCCUCGCAGCCUACGACCCUGCUCGGCAAAGACAGGCGCAGAACCAACAGGGUGGUGGUGGCGGCCGAGGCGGACACCACGGAGGGCCAGAUGGGCGGGAGAACCGGCCACGGCCGCAGCCGACAGACAAGCCGAGGAGUCGGGUCGCUAUCCCUGGCUGCGAGCCCUGGGUUCUGGUGUACACCAAGUACGGGCGGAGGUUUGCCUACAACCCAGUCAAGAAUGCUAGCUACUGGCGCAUACCAGAGAAGGUCAUGAAGGGUGUGCUGGAGCUUGACAUUAACGGCGUGAAAGAGAAGGCUGCAGGCAAAGAGGUGCCCGAAGGUCCGGGCCAGCCUGCGAAGGCGGCGCAGCCACAAGAGCAGGAGCAGGAGCAGGAAGAGGAGGAACGAGAAGAGCUGGGCUCAGACUACGAAGAAGUCGAGGUCACCGACGACGAGGACGAGGGCGCCGGGGAUAAUGACCACGAAAAUGAAGACGACGACCCAGCGCGGCAGCACCCAAACAAGCGCCAGCGGACCGAAGAACCCACGGAAGACGACCUGCCUGCCGAAUUCAACGAAGACGACAUCGCCUUCCAAUUACAAGCGAUGGGCGAGGACUACGGCCUCGACCCGGGCGAGUACGACGACGGCAACCCCGAAGACUGGCCCGAGGGCGCCGAGGGGGAGCAGCUCAGCGACGAGGACGCGCGCGAGCUGUUCAAGGACAUGCUCAACGACUUUGGCAUCAACCCCUUCUCACCGUGGGAGAAGCUCAUCGAGGAGGGCAAGGUGUUUGACGACCCGAGGUACACGGUGAUGCCGACGACAAAGGCCCGCCGCGAGGUGUGGGACGAAUGGUCACGCGAGAAGAUCCAAAUCCUCAAGGAGCAGCGCGAGCGCGAGGCCCAGAGCGACCCGAAGAUCCCGUACCUCGCCUUCCUGCAGGAAAAGGCCACGCCGAAGCUAUACUGGCCCGAGUUCAAGCGGAAAUACAAGCGCGAGGAGCCCAUGCGGUCAUCCAGCAUGACUGACAAGGACAGGGAGAAGCUCUAUCGCGACCACAUUGCGCGGCUCAAGCUUCCCCAGGACACUCUCCGCAAGGACCUGACCGCACUGCUGCGGGCCGUGCCGCUCAAGGAUCUGAACAACCAGACACCCGUGGAGAACCUGCCGGGCCAAGUCCUCACGGACGUGCGGUACAUCAGCCUCCCGCCACAGACGCGCGAUCCGCUCAUCGCCGCGUUCCUGCAGACUCUAGCCGGGCCACCGGACGCCGCGGAGGCGGAAGAGGACGAGGUCUCGCGAAAGAAGAGGGAGGAACGGCGCAAGCGGGAAAAGGCGCUGGAGGAGCGGGAGCGUGUGGUCGCGGAGGAGAAGCGGCGCGCGGCGAAGAAGGUGGAGCGUGGACGCGCCAUGCUGCGCGAAGAGGAGAGGGAGCUUGAGCAGGCCAUGAAGGUGGGCAAGGAUGGGCUGCUUAGCCAUCUGCUCGCUGCGCGGGAGAAACCGCAGCAGCCAACUGCAGCCGCGCCUGCGCAUGAGAAAGAUGCAGCCUAG
This is a messenger RNA of Microdochium trichocladiopsis, 1803 nucleotides long. RefSeq lists its product as uncharacterized. Gene Ontology annotation, molecular function: transcription coregulator activity; RNA polymerase binding. The record is from RefSeq and is a predicted model, not a curated record. Lineage: Eukaryota; Fungi; Ascomycota; Sordariomycetes; Xylariales; Microdochiaceae. Gene Ontology annotation, cellular component: nucleus. Bases 1 to 1803 code for a protein of 600 amino acids. The transcript has a single exon.